AUGAAAGGGAACAAUAAACAAACAGCCACUUUCCCACAACAAAAGGAGCCGCCCAGAAACACAGCGGAAGACAAAUAUGAGAAUGCGACAGAAGCGAACUCUGAUGAUGAUUUUCAGCCAAACAUAACAAUAAAAAGGAAAAAUAGGGAACCUACGCCUGUAAAUAGUUCUCAAAAACGAAUGAAGAAAGGCAAAGAAAAGUCUAGUAGCUCUACUUCUACUGCUAUUGUCGAAUCUAAACCUAGUGAUGAUGCUCCUCUUGCAAAGUCUACUGUUGCUACUACAAAAAGUGCAAAAUAUACACCAAUCGCUCUAGUGAAUGCUCAACAGAUAGCACUGUAUGAAUGCACAAAGAUUCAAACCGCAUAUCUUAACAACAUCAAGGCUCAUUUUGGGAGUAGACUAAGGGCUAUUCUAAAUAAGCUUUGCAAGCCCAAGGAACUGGCUGCCGACCUGCGUAAAGAUUUGAAACAGAAAAAUGUAGACAAAAGAGCCGUAAACAAAGCUUUGAGAGAGGGAGUGUACGGUCCUUGCAACCAGGUAAAGCGUGCUAUUGAAAAGAAAGAGAUUCCAGAUGCUACCAUCUUGGACACUUCUGCAAGAAAAAAAGUCAAAGCUAUACUGCAGUCAUGCCCAAACAACUACAAGCUCAAAAAGGAUUCCACCUUUUAUGACAUAAAAUCUAAUCCUGAAUGCCACUACAAGGCUUUUAUGAAAAUAUCUGAACUUUUCGACUCAGAGGGGUUGCGCCAAUUUUCUUGCUUUCCCGUGCGAACCAUAUCCAUUCCUUGCUAUAUGACUUUAGAUUUCAAGAGUAUUCACUAUAAUGUCUUAAAGAAUAAGACAGCGCUAAAAAUGGACAACAAAUUUCAAACUUGGGGCUCUGUAGUAAAUACAAAUAACAAGGCUUUCAAAGACUAA
This is a messenger RNA of Rhizopus microsporus ATCC 52813, 921 nucleotides long. RefSeq lists its product as uncharacterized. NCBI's taxonomy places the organism in Eukaryota, Fungi, Mucoromycota, Mucoromycetes, Mucorales, Rhizopodaceae. The transcript is spliced from 4 exons. Bases 1 to 921 code for a protein of 306 amino acids. The record is from RefSeq and is a predicted model, not a curated record.